Messenger RNA from Trichoderma breve, 2040 nucleotides. RefSeq names its product fungal zn(2)-Cys(6) binuclear cluster domain-containing protein. The transcript is spliced from 3 exons. Gene Ontology annotation, biological process: regulation of DNA-templated transcription; DNA-templated transcription. Bases 1 to 2040 code for a protein of 679 amino acids. The record is from RefSeq and is a predicted model, not a curated record. Gene Ontology annotation, molecular function: DNA binding; DNA-binding transcription factor activity, RNA polymerase II-specific; zinc ion binding. Lineage: Eukaryota; Fungi; Ascomycota; Sordariomycetes; Hypocreales; Hypocreaceae.
AUGACUCAGGCCGUCAAGAGAGCCUGCGACGCCUGUCACCGGCGAAAGGUCAAGUGCGACGGCAUCAACCCGUGCCGAAACUGCUCUUCGGCCCAGCUGUCCUGUACCUACAAUGCCAUCCCUCAGAAGAAGGGCCCCAAGGGCUCUCGCGCAAAGGUCAUUAGCGAGUUGAGAGAGACACAACGCCAGACCAGCCUAGCCGCCAAGAUCCACGGUCGCAUCAACGGCGGACCAAACGCUCCUCCGGCUUCGAACCUCGCUCCCACUCCCGGUAUGCUGACCAGCGAACUCGUCAAGGAAUGCUCCCAGUUCUUCUUCGACCACAUGAACGCACAGGCCCCCAUCCUGGACCGGAGGCAAGUCGAGCAGCAGAUCCUCUACAUGGAGCAGAACCGCGAUGCCUACUGCCUCAUGGCCUCCAUGUGUGCCUUUGUCAUGCUGCAGCCCGGCAUGACGAUUCCUUCUUCAGAUCCUUACAACCUCGACGUGAUCCCCGGCGCCAACAUUGUCUCGUGUCAGCUUCUUUUGGAGGAGACGUUGAGGGUCCGCAAGGGCUACGAGUACCUCGAGCAGAUCACCAUCAACUCCCUGGCCACCAACUUCUUCCUCUUUGGAUGCUACUAUGGCCAGGAAAUGCACGAAAAGGCCUGGUACUACCUCCGCGAGGCAACCACAAUGAUUCAGAUGGUUGGCAUGAACAAGGAGGAAUACUACAUGCAGCUCGACGUUGCCGAGGCUGCUCGUAUGCGAAGAAUCUACUGGCUGUUCUUUGUCAUUGAGAGAGCGUAUGCUAUCCAGCGCCAGCGCCCCCUUACUCUCCAGGCCACCAUCAAUCUCCCGACUCUCGGAGAUGAUCCCACUGACCCCCUCGCCCACCAGCUCAACGGCUUCAUUCUCCUGGUGAACCUCUUCCGACCAUUCGACGACGCCUUUACCAGCAUGUGGAACAAGGCGCGGAGCCAUCUCCCAUCUCAGUCCAUUGUCAGCCUGCAGAAGCUACUAAAUGACACGGUCCAGCGCGCUCUCUGCCAGGACCCUUCGUGGAAUGAUGUUCACACGAACCAGCAGUGGCUAAAGAACAUGGUCUGGCAGCUAAGCAACGGCGUCGUUGCUGGUGGCGAGGACUCCAUCUCCUACCAGUUCCCUGGCACCAUGUCUAGGGAGCUGCUCUUGAAGAUGGCCUCGCACUUCCCCGGCCAGGGCAUGGAGCUCCUGACCUCUGGGCUUCUCGAGAAACUCAUCGAGUGUGCUUACUCAAUGACAGAGUACCUGGCUAUGCAGCCUGCUUCCCGAGACCCCUUUGCCCAAGGGCCUCAUGAGCACCUUGCUCAGAUCAUCAACAUUGUCAGCGCCUCAAGAAACGGCGACUACCGCUUCCUGCCACUCCUCAUGAGCAAAGUCAGCGAGGUUCUUCCUCGUCUGGUUAACCCCAUGCUCCAGAAUGUCCCCGAGACGAUUGCCAUGGCCCAAGUUGACAUCUUUGACGGAUUUGGCAAUGCCGGCAUGGCUCAGCCUGCGCAGAUCCAAAUGAUGGAGACCGACUACGACCGCAAGUUUUCUGUUGAAGAGUACGAAAAGAACAACUCGAACCAAGGCCAGACCCCGCCUGUACCGCGCCAGGCUUCGGAGAUGCCCAGCUCCUUCGUUGGCUCUCCUCCAAUGAUGUCUCCUACUAUGGAGUAUCCUCACAACAUCAACGGCUACGCUGUUACGCCAAUGUCCGAGAUGGUGAUGAGUCCAAUUGGAAACCACCCUCCUCCACCCCAACAGCAUCAACAUCAAGCCCAACACCAGCACCAUCAGCAUCAACAUAUCAAUCAGCCACCGCCUAAUCAUAUGCAUGACCCGAUGGGCCAGUCACACAUGGGCAUGGCAGCUCAGAACAUGCAGCCGCUGCAGCCGGCGCAUCACAUGGGCAAUAUGAUGGAUAUGCGGCAGCCGGGACAGCGACAGAACAGCUUCGCAAUGCAAGGCCAGCCUCAGCAUUUCCAUAAUAUGAAUGCGAUGACGGGCGAGAUAAAUUUCAACACUUUGCGGUAG